GUCGCCCUGCCACUGCGGGAGACCUCUGACCGAAUAUAUAUAUAUAUAUAUCUACCCUGCCAAGCAACUUUAUUUCACACGUCUUCUUUCCACAACCCCGCCCGCGAUCAGAAAUUAGCUGUCCGUAUCUAAUAGAUCGCGCACUGUUGAUUGUUACACGCCCACCACCUAUCAGUCACCCUCGUACACCCUUGCUCAGCUUUUCACCAUGUCAGGAGUUGAGGGCGUUCGUAUCACUGGCCCUCUCAAGGAGGAGCACAAGCGAAUCUUGACUCCCGAUGCCGUCAAGUUUUUGGCUUUGCUCCACCGAUCCUUCGACGAGCGCCGAAUUCGCUUGUUGCAGAAUCGCGUCCUGCGUCAGCAAGGGUUUGAUGCUGGCCAACUACCCAAUUUCCUGCCUCACACUGCUCACAUUCGUGAGGACAAGACCUGGAAAUGCGCCCCUCCCGCCCCUGGCCUCCGUGACAGGCGUGUCGAGAUCACUGGCCCGGUUGACAGGAAGAUGGUCAUCAAUGCUCUGAACAGCGGUGCCUACACCUUCAUGGCUGACUUCGAGGACGCUUCGUCUCCCACCUGGGCUAACAUGAUUGAUGGCCAGGUCAACAUGAACCUCGCUACCUACCGCAAGAUUGACUUCAAGCAGUCUUCCAACAACAAAGAGUACAAAUUGAAGCCCGUCGGCCAGACUGCCACCCUGAUCGUCCGCCCUCGUGGCUGGCACCUGAACGAGGAGCACUUCCUAGUUGAUGGCAGACCCAUCUCCGGAUCCCUCUUUGACUUUGGUCUCCACUUCUUCCACAACGCCAAGGAGCUUGUACGAAUUGGCUACGGCCCUUACUUCUACCUGCCCAAGAUGGAGUCUCAUCUCGAGGCACGCCUAUGGAAUGACGCCUUCAACUUGGCGCAAGACUACAUCUCCAUCCCUCGUGGCACUAUCCGAGGAACGGUCUUGAUCGAGACAAUCACUGCUGUCUUCGAGAUGGACGAGAUCCUCUUUGAGCUGCGCGAUCACUCCUCCGGUCUCAACUGCGGUCGAUGGGACUACAUCUUCUCGUUCAUCAAGCGCCAGCGCUACAACAAGGCAGCUGUUUUGCCUGACCGUGCCAACGUCACCAUGACCGCUCCAUUUAUGAACGCGUAUGUGGACCUGCUCAUCAAGACUUGCCAUAACCGACACGUCGCUGCCAUCGGUGGUAUGGCCGCAACUAUUCCCAUCAAGGAUGACAAGGCUCGUAACGAUGCUGCUAUGGACAAGGUCCGCGCUGACAAGCUUCGCGAGGUCACGAAGGGGCACGAUGGAACUUGGGUCGCACACCCUGCACUGGUCUCUGUCGCGCUCGAGGUCUUCAACAAACACAUGCUGGGUCCCAACCAGUACCACAUCCGUCGUGAUGAAGUCACUACCACUGCUGUUGAUCUGCUCAACCCUGUCGUCGAAGGCGCUAUCACCCGAGGCGGUGUCCAGCAGAACGUCGAGGCUCUGCUCAUCUACUGCCAGAGCUGGCUCGACGGCUUGGGCUGCAAGGCAGUCAACUACAGCAUGGAAGAUGCUGCUACAGGAGAAGUAUCCCGCUACCUGCUCUGGUCUUGGGUGUACCACGGCAAGUCCACCAACGAUGGUCAGCUCAUCACCAACCAAUACGUGGACCAAGUCUUGGCCGAGGAGAAGGCUAAGCUCAAGGGCUCCAGGAGCUUGGAUAUUGCUGAGCAAUUCAUCAAGAAUGACCUCAGACAAAAGUCUCCCAGCGAGUUCUUGACCAGCUCUCUUUACCCCUCCCUGCCUCUGUCUGGCGUCGAGUCCAAGCUCUGAGAUGCUCGUGCCGAUUUUGAUCGCCCUACGCAAGACCCCUCAGAUAUUCUUGCUGUUAGCAGAAUGUGCAUGUCUUUGAACGCG
Molecule: messenger RNA, 1894 nt
Organism: Ceraceosorus guamensis
Lineage: Eukaryota; Fungi; Basidiomycota; Exobasidiomycetes; Ceraceosorales; Ceraceosoraceae
Product: malate synthase
Exons: 3
Coding region: 209-1810 (533 amino acids)
Biological process (GO): glyoxylate cycle
Cellular component (GO): peroxisomal matrix; cytoplasm
Molecular function (GO): malate synthase activity
Source: RefSeq, a predicted model, not a curated record